AUGGCCAGCUAUAGCAAGCGCGCGCUGCAACACUUUGCGUCGAUUGACUUGCCGGAACCGCAACACUAUCUGUCACGCAAGGGCCAGCGCCGUAAGGAGCGCAAGGACCGGAUCAAGCGCAUCAAAGCCUUGGCCGGCGAAGAGGGUCAAGGCUCUGCAGCUGAAGGCGGCAGCGCCGCUCCAGCCAAGCGUGCCAAAGCACAAACCCGCGCCGAUCAGGCGCUCGAGGCGCUCGAACAAGCACCUCGGCGAGCCCAGUCUUGGGAGGAAGAAAAGCCCGAUGAAACGACGCGCCUUCCCAUCAAGGUCAACCGCAAAGUGCAUGCUCUACCCAAACGUGAAGUCGCCGCCACUCCUGCGACCGAUGCGGCCUCGGAUGCUGGGGACGACACUUCCCUAAACGACACGGGCCCAGAUUUCCCUGAAGCGACCGAGGAAGAACCUGUCAAUGCCUUUGUAUCCCGCGAAAAACGGCUGCAAGCGGCCAAGGAAGAAAUCGCCCGCCUCUGUAGCUCCAUAAUUGAGGACCCAGAAGGCCGGCACAAGCUUCUGGCCGACCUGCUGGAACUCUGCAGGUGCAAGCAGCAGGGUAUUGCACAUACCGUCAAAAAUCUCGCCAUCCUCUCCACCGCUGCCGUCUUCAAGGACAUCAUUCCUGGCUAUCGUGUGCGCUCUCUGAGUGAAAAGGAGCGCGACUCCGUCGUGAGCAAAGACGUGGCCAAGCUUCGGGCCUUUGAACAAGGCCUCCUCACGCACUACCAAGCCUUUCUGAAGUUGCUGCACAACACCAUCAAGCCCCUGAUGCAUGCUUUCAAGCAACUCAAAGUUCCUAACAUUGGAGCUCUGGAGAAACACGUUCGCGUGCUUGGCCUUUGCGCCGUCGGCUGCCUCAGCGACCUUUUGGCCGAGGCCUUCCAUUUCAACUUUCGCAAUAACAUCAUCGAAACGCUCGUGCCUCUCAUGACGGGCAACUACGGCCCUGAGGUGAAGAAACGCUCUCUCAAGGCCGCUCGCACCGUCAUCAUCAGUGACGAUGCCUACGACGCAACAUUGGAUCUGGUCCGCUCAAUCUGCACCCACGUAAAGGCAAUCAAGUUUGAGUGCGAUCCCGAGGCAAGUGAAUUCAUUGCAAAGGCUAAGUCAUGGACGCUGUCUUUUCGGCGCAUUCUACGACUCCUUCUCCUUUUGCGCAUCCAGGACCGCCACGUGCGCAACAAAGCCGAUGCGCAAAAACAUGCUCGUCGCAAUGAGGUGAUGGGCAACCUCAAGAAGAGCAAAGACAAACAUGCAACUCGUCGCAAGCGCAAGGAACUCAAGGCCGAAAAGCAGUUGAGCAAGGAACUUUUGGAGAUUGAAGCAACCACCAACACGAAGCGUCUCUCACAUAAUCAAACACAGAUUCUGGCACAGAUGUUCGCCGUCUUCUUCCGCGUUCUCAAGUUUGCCCAGCACUCGCCCAUCCUAUCUGUGGCACUGGAGGGCUUGGGCCGGUUUGCCCAUCUCAUUGACACCAACUUUUACGAUGACAUUUUCCGCGCCCUCGAGGACUUGAUCGGCAACGAGCAGCUGACGCUGGGUGCGACGCUUUCCUCAAUCAAAGCAGCCUUUCGCAUUCUAUCUGGUGAAGGUCGCUCCCUGACCGUUGACCCUAGUCGUUUCCUGGUUGCCCUCUUUCGCUGUCUGGCGGAAUUACCGACCGAACCCCAACACUUUCACUUGGCUCUUGAUUGCAUCAACAGCACACUUUUGCGCCGUGUCGAGAUUUCUGUGGAGCGUGUUGCCGCCUUUGCUAAGCGCCUGUUGGUCGUGAGUCUGCACAUGGAGCACCACAACGAAGUCGCGGCCUUGGUCAUGGUGAAGCUUUUGCUCCAGAAAUAUCCCCGUUUGCAGCCCAUGCUCGACAACGAUACGCUGGCCACCGGCGUGUACAUGCCAGAGAUGGAGUCACCCGAGCAUACCAAUGCACUAACCACAGCACUAUGGGAGCUGGAGUUUCACCAGGACGGGCCCGGGCACCCUGCCCUUGGACCAUGCCCGAACUACGGCACGGGAUAUGCUGAUAAAGCUGCAUCCCCGCCGCUUUGA
Molecule: messenger RNA, 2085 nt
Organism: Monosiga brevicollis MX1
Lineage: Eukaryota; Choanoflagellata; Craspedida; Salpingoecidae
Exons: 18
Coding region: 1-2085 (694 amino acids)
Biological process (GO): DNA replication initiation
Cellular component (GO): nucleolus
Molecular function (GO): chromatin binding
Source: RefSeq, a predicted model, not a curated record